UUCAUGUUUCUUUUUAUUGUGUGUGGGGGUGUGGGGAGAGGGUUGUUGCAGUAGAUUAUUUUUUUGUUCUUUGUUGUAGUUUGUCCCCCUGUGUGGAGUGCACUCAGUGGUUGGGGAAUGUGAAUGUUAUUGUGAAAUGGGGCUGAUUGGAAUUUCUUUGAGAGGAAGGGAGGGGGGAAAGUGGCUGCUGUUCAGUUGGUUCAACUUCUCACUCCAACUAAACAGAGAGUUACGUUGUCUGUGUGUGUGUGUGUGUGUGUGUGUGUGUGUCUGUGUGUGUGAGACCAGGUUAAGAGUCCUGUAGAAAAGAGAUCAGAGGGACCAGCAAACGAUCUGCCCUCAUACAGCCCAACACAACGUACAGCCCAACACGUAACACACAGCUCUUCUCUGCAGGAGUGAGUGAGUGUGACAGUGAGUGAGUGAAGGACACACACACACACACAGACACACACACACAGACACACACACACACACUCAUCCCUUUGGAUGCAGCUAUUUCCUGGAUACACAAACUGGAGUGCCAUCAAAAGAUGUUGCCGGUUCACCCUCGGAGGGUACGACUCAAACCCUGGUUGGUAGCCCAGGUGGAUGCCAGCAGUUUCCCGGGGCUGAUUUGGCUCAACCGAGACAACAAGCGCUUCCAAAUCCCUUGGAAACACGCAACCCGUCACAGUCCUCCUCAGGAGGAGGAGAACACUAUCUUCAAGGCAUGGGCAGUUGAAACGGGAAAGUACCAGGAAGGGAUUGAUGACCCCGAUCCAGCCAAGUGGAAAGCCCAGCUCCGUUGUGCGCUGAACAAGAGCCGUGAAUUCAAGCUCAUUUAUGAUGGAACAAAGGAGGUUCCGAUGAAUCCUUUGAAGAUCUACGACGUGUACGAUAUCCCACAGUCCAGCAGUGGGCACAGCAAUCCAGGAUCUGUUCCUUGCGAAGACAAUGAUAUAGACAUCGACGAUGAAGAAGAGGAUGACUCGAAUUGCUCUCAACCUCAAGUUAUGAUGCAAGAAAACUUUCCUUUUCUAACCAUAAACGACACCCCAAUGCCACCAGUCAAUGUGGUCGCGCCCAGUCAGUGGAUAAAGCCUGAGCCGGAACAGAAUCUCCAAGUGGAGCAGCAUUUUCCAGGAGAGAUAUUUAGCUCACCAGAAACCUGGAUUAGCUCAUUACCCAUGACGGACCUGGAAAUCACGUUCCUCUAUCGGGGCAAAGAGGCUGGACAGACGGUGACGGUCAGUAACCCUCAAGGGUGCCGUCUGUUUUACGGGGAUUUGGGCCCGAUGCCAAAUCAGGAGGAGCUGUUCGGGCCGGUCAGUCUGGAGCAGGUGAAGUUUCCGGUGACGGAGCACAUCUCCAACGAGAAGCAACGCCUCUUCACAAACCGCCUGCUGGACGUGAUGGACCGAGGACUGAUCUUGGAGGUCAGCGGGCACGCCAUCUAUGCCAUCCGCCUGUGCCAGUGUAAGGUGUACUGGUCGGGGCCCUGUGCGGGCGGCACUGCCACCCCGCACCUCAUUGAGAGACAGAAGAAAGUCAAGCUGUUCUGUCUGGAAGCAUUCUUAAGUGAACUGAUUGAUCAUCAAAAAGGACAAGCCAUUAAAUCACCGCAGUUUGAGAUUUCCCUGUGUUUUGGGGAAGAGUGGCCGGACGGUAAACCUAAAGAGAGAAAGCUAAUCAUGGUACAGAUCGUGCCCAUCGUAGCGCGGAUGAUCUACGAGAUGUUUAGCGGCGAAUUUUCACGUUCGUUUGACAGCGGCAGCAUCAGGCUACAGAUCUCCACUCCGGACGUCAAGGAUAAUAUUGUGACUCACCUGAAGCAACUCUUCCAUCUCCUACAAACAAACCAAGGGCACCAACCGUGGCAAAUUCCAGCUCAGAAUAUUCACAUGGCACAGGCACUUCAAGCUCAGUAACACAACGCAAGUUUGAGUCUACAGUUUUUUUGUUGUUGUUUCAAAUAACUAUGAGAGUAAAUCUGAAGAAUUUACCCGACGAGAAGAGGGUGUAUUGUGUGAGGGACGAUUGUACGUAGGAUGUGAAAUCAAGGAUUCUCUGGUCACGUCUACAACUGGAAGGAAGUUAGUUGGUAACCAAGCAAGGAUUGCGAUGUCGUGUCAGCUUUCAGACGAAACCACACAACUUUCGAAAUGCAGUUGAAGGAAUUAAACCCUUUCACAAUGGUAUUGGUUAAAUGUUGAUCUAGAAAUUAGCUAACUAGUCUACUGUGUGUUACAGGACAGUAAAGCAUUAGAUCCGGCAUGUUAUCAUUAACCACAUUUCUUAUCUCAAUUUUGUGGAUAAGUCUCUUAAACCCUUGUCUGAGACGACAGACUUGAAGUAAGACUUUGUUGCCUUGUCUCAGACAAGAGAAUGGGGUUUCUCAAUCUUUAAUGACUGGCGUGUUCUGAUGAAACUCUACAGGUAAUUCAGUUUGCCUGAAGCAGUGUUGUCCAACCGUUUCAUUUCAUGAAAGUUAGCAUUAUUUUGCUUCUGCGGACCAAACCGAUUCCGGGCAAAAGACUAUUAAUAUUCAUCUGCGUGCCCGAGGCAACAACACGAUUAUUGGGUUUCAGAAAGAGGCUUCUUUAGUGCAAAUAGUUCUUAUGAGUGUGAAAUUACACCCCACGACUUGUAAGUGAAUUGAAUUAAAAUUUAGGCCAGAAAACUGGUUGUAACACACUCAUUGGGAUAGCAUGGUCGAGGGGUUACAUUCCUCAAAAUAAAAUCUUUCUUCAAAUGCGUUCUAAGGAAAAACUAAUAUUUUCUUCUGUCUUGCUGGAUAGAACCAAUUUCUGAGGAUUUUGAGCUUGCGUGCAGCUUGUACUUUCACACGCUAUGUGCCUUUCUUCAUUUACUGCGCCUGUGUGUAUAUAUUUUAGGCUGCAAUUCGAUCUCUCUCUGUGUGCCCUGUUCAGCAGUAAAGAUAUUGCCUACAAAAAUACACACUCAUUACACUUUACAGUAGAUCCUGUGAAGCAUUCGAGGUGUCUUUCCGAUGGGAAAAGUGCCAUAUUAAAUACAAGAUUUAUUAAUAUAUCUUAAAAAUGAUUUUUCAGCGAUUUUAUUUGCGUGUUCAUGUAUUUUGUUUUGCUGUGUUCUCUUGUGCUUUGAACGUGUGUUUUGGCUUGUUUGUACUUCAUUAUUAUUAGUGUGCCUAAUAAUCCCUUUGAAAUUGCUUUUACAAAAACAAUUAGUUAAUGCUUUGAUACGUGAUAUAUGCCAAGUAUUAAAAACAAUUACCAAUUCA
This is a messenger RNA of Callorhinchus milii (elephant shark), 3244 nucleotides long. Its product is annotated as interferon regulatory factor 6. The transcript is spliced from 9 exons. Gene Ontology annotation, biological process: regulation of transcription by RNA polymerase II; immune system process. Gene Ontology annotation, cellular component: nucleus. Gene Ontology annotation, molecular function: protein binding; RNA polymerase II cis-regulatory region sequence-specific DNA binding; DNA-binding transcription factor activity, RNA polymerase II-specific. Bases 534 to 1910 code for a protein of 458 amino acids. The record is from RefSeq and is a predicted model, not a curated record. NCBI's taxonomy places the organism in Eukaryota, Metazoa, Chordata, Chondrichthyes, Chimaeriformes, Callorhinchidae.